Ceratotherium simum simum (southern white rhinoceros) is the source of this 279-nucleotide messenger RNA. Its product is annotated as beta-defensin 103A-like. Gene Ontology annotation, cellular component: extracellular region. The record is from RefSeq and is a predicted model, not a curated record. Gene Ontology annotation, molecular function: CCR6 chemokine receptor binding; chemoattractant activity. Lineage: Eukaryota; Metazoa; Chordata; Mammalia; Perissodactyla; Rhinocerotidae. Gene Ontology annotation, biological process: cell chemotaxis; defense response to bacterium.
UUAUAAACUGAACAAGCACAUCUCUCCAUCCAGUCUCAGCGUGCUGCGAAGACUGUCAGUCAUGAGGAUCCAUUACCUUCUCUUUGCAUUGCUCUUUGUGUUCUUGUUGCCUGUUCCAGGAAAUGGAGGAAUCAUCAAUGCAUUACAAAGGUAUUACUGCAAAAUAAGAAACGGCCGGUGUGCUGUGUUUGGCUGCCUUCCAAAGGAGGAACAGAUAGGCCACUGUUCUCGGGGAGGCCGAAAAUGCUGCCGAAAAAAGAAAUAAAAAAUCCAGAAACA